AUUAGCCAAUCGAACGAGGGUGCCUUUCGUUUGGAGGGCUGGAAGGGCAAUGUAAUCCGCCCUCGGACGUCGCUCACAGGGACGCCUUGCAAUUGUGCGGACUGCUGAGUGACGACGACGGGCCCCAGUGUGAGAUGCCGAAAGAGGACAGCUGAAAUCAUUCAACAACAGCCGCUUCUCGCACUGUAAUCUCGUCUGCAUCCCCGGUUAUUCAGCGACAUCUAUCUUCUGUGAGGUGUACCUCGCUGAAAAUCAUUAUUUCCUUUGGCGGUUUGUCGUAAGAGAGUACCGAAGGAUUGCUGCGUUUCAGGUAGCCGCCCGUUGCAGAUCAAGACAGCCCCAUAUGCGGGAAACGCCUUGACUUGACGUCGGCCCCUAUGGACAGCAAACUAUGUCAAAAUUCCUCUGACGCGUCUUCUCAAGUUGAUCAUUUGCAGCCUUACUGGAGAGGUUGUUGAGCACAUCAUUAUCCAAGAAAAUACUGCCAGAAAGGCACAAUCGCCCAUCGACAUAUAUCACACACCUGUGCAACAGCAUUUUCCCUGCGAUCCUGCACCAAGCCGCACAGGGUUCGACGGCCCUGCGAUCGGCGUCAAUCAUCUGAACUGAUCAAUCUCAACUUAACUGCCUUCAACACCUGGAUCCCUACCUUUCCCUCAGCCACCGGACAUUGCCCCUUCCUACAGAAAUGUCGUCCCCGGUGCCGCUUCUUCGGCCACCUGUGCCUGGUGGUCGAAGUCAGAGCGGUAGCCGGACCCCUCGUUUAACGCUCGGAAUCCCUCCAUCACCGAACCAGAAACCCGUCAGCGGAGAAGCCGAGCCAGUGACUGAAGUCCCACGAUUCAGUUUGGCUGCAAAGGGUCCGCCAAAGCUGUCCCUAGCCACGCCCAUGGGAGGUCAAGGUUCGGUUCAAGAAGGAGGAACAAAUUUGAGACCGCAAAUACAACCAUUGAAUAUAAGUGCUGUCAACAACAACGAUGCUGGCACCAGACCAAGAGGAGACAGCUUUCAUAAUGCCAGUGUCCCGGGCUCUGCAUCCUCGUCCACAUACUCUGCUUUGUCCUUCACAAUGCAAGGCAGGACAGGAAGUACUCCAGAUCCGUCCUCAGCCAUUAGCUCAAUAUACUCGGAAGCCAGUAUAGGAGGAGCAUCAAUGGAGAGGGAGUCGAGUAUGGGCGGGCUGUCUAUCGACUUUGAGAAGCUCACGAUAGAAAAGGGCAGACCGCUUGAUGUUGAUGACCUGGAUGAUGAAGGGUGGGGAGCAGCGAGUGAUCAGAAAAAGAUCAUUGAGCUUGGCUCGUUGGGGGAGGGUGCUGGUGGUGCCGUCACGCGGUGUAUGCUCGAAGGUGGAAAGACCAUCUUUGCGCUGAAGAUCAUCACAACAAGCCCUGACCCGGAUGUUAAGAAACAAAUCCUACGAGAGCUGAAAUUUAACAAGAACUGUACGUCAGAAUAUAUCUGCCAAUACUAUGGCGCCUUCAUGGAUAAGUCAUCGAGCACAAUAUCAAUAGCGAUGGAAUUCUGUGAAGGUGGCAGUCUUGAUAGUGUAUACCGCGAAGUCAAGAAACUCGGUGGCCGGACAGGUGAGAAGGUGCUGGGGAAAAUAGCCGAAGGUGUUCUACACGGCCUCACAUACCUCAACAGCCGGAAAAUUAUUCACAGAGACAUCAAGCCCUCAAACAUCCUGCUCUGCCGAAAUGGCCAAGUCAAGCUGUGCGACUUCGGCGUCAGUGGGGAGUUCGGAACCAAGGGUGACGCCAACACAUUCAUUGGCACCUCAUACUACAUGGCUCCCGAACGUAUACAGGGGCAAUCUUACACCAUCACUUCCGAUGUCUGGUCGCUUGGUGUGACGUUGCUCGAAGUGGCUCAACAUCGAUUCCCAUUCCCUGCCGACGGGACUGAAAUGCAACCUCGUGCUGGCCUCAUCGACCUGCUGACGUAUAUUGUUGCCCAGCCUAUACCAAAAUUGAAAGACGAGCCCGAAAACGGCAUCAAAUGGAGCGACAUGUUCAAAUACUUCAUUGAAUGCUGCCUAGAGAAAGAGCCGAGCAGAAGAGCAAGACCGUGGCGAAUGCUGGAACACCCGUGGAUGGUUGAAAUGAAGGCCAAGAAGGUCAGCAUGUCAACAUUCCUCAAGCAGGUCUGGGAUUGGAAAGAUGAAUGAUUUUUGUGCUUCAUUGGCGGGUCGGCCAUCGAUAUGAAUAGCAUGGACGUGCAAUGAUCUGCGGGGUACAGCAGCGGCCUCUCCGCUAGAUACAUCACAACCUGACGAACAGAGGACGGGGAUAACGACCAGGCUUCUCGUGUCCACACGAAAUGCAGCCAUGAUCAAGAGGCGUUUGGAAAGAGCCUGUGGCCAUGGAAGAGAAUUGGGUACAAGUUGGAGUGAAAUGUGGUCUACAGGGGUAAAUGGGUAUUAAGCAUGAGCAUAAUGAGCAGAGGAGUCAACAGUAAGCACUGGAUUACAGCUCGCACGGUACAUCUCUACACGUUGCCGCAAAACCAUUUGAUCAAUUGAACCAAACCAACUUGGAGGGUCGCUUCUUGAUACUGAGUCAGACUCGACUGUCCCUGACAUCCCUGACAUCCCUGCAUCUAUCUAAA
Exophiala xenobiotica is the source of this 2607-nucleotide messenger RNA. RefSeq lists its product as uncharacterized. Gene Ontology annotation, biological process: protein phosphorylation. Gene Ontology annotation, molecular function: protein kinase activity; ATP binding. The transcript has 3 exons. The coding region runs from base 689 to 2167 and encodes 492 amino acids. NCBI's taxonomy places the organism in Eukaryota, Fungi, Ascomycota, Eurotiomycetes, Chaetothyriales, Herpotrichiellaceae. The record is from RefSeq and is a predicted model, not a curated record.